GCACUAGUGGGCAGCACUGGUGUGUGGGCACAGGUGGGUGGCACUGGUGGGCACAGGUGGGUGGGCACAGGUGGGUGGCACUGCUGGGCACAGGUAGGUGGCACUUCUGGGCACAGGUGUGUGACACUGCUGGGCACAGGUGGGUGCACUGCUGGGCACAGGUGGGUGAUCUGCUGGGCACAGGUGGGCGGGGCUAGUGGGCGCACUGCUGGGCACAGGUGGGCGGAACUUGUGGGCAGCACUGAUGGGCACUGAUAGGCAGCGCACGUAUUGGCACUGUUGAGGUGGCACGGAUAGGCAGCACUGAUGGGCACUGAUAGGAUGCACUGACAGGAGGCACUGAUAGGCGGCACUGAUAGACGGCAUUGAUGAACUUGCACUGAUGGGCAGCACUGAUGGGUGACACAGAUGGGCGGCACUGAUGGGCAC
Messenger RNA from Staurois parvus, 429 nucleotides. NCBI's taxonomy places the organism in Eukaryota, Metazoa, Chordata, Amphibia, Anura, Ranidae. The record is from the annotation of a GenBank genome assembly.